Messenger RNA from Dentiscutata erythropus, 296 nucleotides. Lineage: Eukaryota; Fungi; Glomeromycota; Glomeromycetes; Diversisporales; Gigasporaceae. The record is from the annotation of a GenBank genome assembly.
GUCAACGUCAAGAGCAGGCCGAUAUGUUACCAAAAUUUUCAAGUGCUGGAAAUAUUUCACAAAUGCAAUCCAACUUCGAUAAUUUUAAUAGGUCUCCAGAAUUUACACAUAUCUUGGAAAUGCAAUCCAACUUCGAUAAUUUCAAUAUGUCUCCAGAAUUUACACAUAUCUUGCAAAUGCAAUCAUUGGAUAAUCUUGAUGGACAUAUUGAUGGCGAUUAUAUCACACAAAUGCAAGCCAAUUUCUAUGAAUCACCAGAACUAGCAAGUAUUGAAAUCAAUGUUCAACAAUUCUAA